GAGCAGAGCUGAGGAGCCCUGGGGAAUCUCAAAGUUUGUGUCUGGAGCAGUAGUGGAAAGUGAGCUUAUUGAGAAGGGCUUUUCUUGGGAUGAGUACUGAUCUCCUGCCUUUAUUUUGGAUACACACCCUGCUCUAUUCUCCUCAGCCUUCGGUCUGAUCUCUAGACAGUCUGUCUCCUCUGGGGAUUCUCAGGUCUCCGAGGACGCUGAACCGGAGCCCUUGGCAAUUCUCUCUCAGGCAGAGGAGCGAACGUUUUCCUUUCCAAGUGCAUAAGCUACACGCAUACGCACACACACGCACACACAUUCACGCAGAGGCGGAUCUCGCCCUCCGAGGCCGCCCUACCCGCUCCCCUCCUGCCCUCAGCAUCCUCGGCCCAGCGCGCCUCGGACCACCAUGGAGGUGCUGGAGAGCGGGGAGCAGAGCGUCCUGCAGUGGGACCGCAAGCUGAGCGAGCUGUCAGAGCCCGGAGAAACCGAGGCUCUCAUGUAUCACACGCACUUCUCGGAGCUGCUGGAUGAGUUUUCCCAGAACGUCUUGGGCCAGCUCCUGAACGACCCUUUCCUCUCAGAGAAGAGUGUGUCGAUGGAGGUAGAGCCGUCCCCAACGUCCCCGGCACCUCUCAUUCAGGCUGAGCACAGCUACUCCCUGUGUGAGGAGCCUCGGGCCCAGUCACCGUUCGCCCACGUCACCGCCAGUGACAGCUUCAAUGAUGAUGAAGUGGAGAGUGAGAAAUGGUACCUGUCUACAGACUUUCCAUCAACAACCAUCAAGACAGAGCCAAUCACGGACGAGCCGCCCUCAGGACUAGUUCCGUCUGUCACUCUGACCAUCACUGCCAUCUCUACCCCUUUUGAAAAGGAGGAACCCCCUCUGGAAAUGAACGCUGGGGUUGAUUCCUCGUGCCAGACAGUUAUUCCUAAGAUUAAGCUGGAGCCUCAUGAAGUGGAUCAGUUCCUAAACUUCUCUCCUAAGGAAGCCUCCGUGGACCACCUGCACUUACCGCCCACCCCUCCCAGCAGCCACAGCAGCGACUCAGAGGGCAGCCUGAGCCCCAGCCCGCGCCUGCACCCCUUUGGCCUGCCGCAGACCCACAGCCCCGCCAGGGCCCCAGCGCGGGCCCCCUCGGCACUUGCCAGCUCCCCACUCCUCACCGCACCGCACAAGCUGCAGGGAUCAGGCCCCCUGGUCCUGACGGAGGAAGAGAAGAGAACCCUGAUCGCCGAGGGCUAUCCCAUCCCCACAAAGUUGCCCCUGACAAAAUCAGAGGAGAAGGCCCUGAAGAAAAUCCGGAGGAAAAUCAAGAACAAGAUUUCUGCCCAGGAAAGUAGGAGGAAGAAGAAGGAAUACAUGGACAGUUUGGAGAAAAAGGUGGAGUCUUGUUCAACGGAGAACUCCGAGCUCCGGAAGAAGGUGGAGGUUCUGGAGAACACCAACAGAACUCUCCUGCAGCAGCUGCAGAAGCUUCAGACUUUGGUGAUGGGCAAGGUUUCUCGCACCUGCAAGCUGGCUGGCACGCAGACUGGCACCUGCCUCAUGGUUGUUGUGUUAUGCUUUGCCGUUGCAUUCGGCACCUUCUUUCAGGGCUAUGGGCCCUAUCCUUCUGCCACCAAGAUGGCCCUGCCCAGCCAGCAUUCCAUGCAGGAGCCCUACACAGCCUCCAUUGUGAGAUCCAGGAACCUGCUGAUCUAUGAGGAACAUUCUCCCCUGGAGGAGCCGUCCAGCUCCGCCUCGGCUGGGGAGCUUGGGCGCUGGGACAGAGGUUCCUCCCUGCUCAGGGCAUCAGGGCUGGAGUCCAGGCCUGACGUGGAUCUUCCCCGUUUCAUUAUAUCAAAUGAGACCAGCCUGGAGAAAUCAGUGCUGUUGGAGCUGCAGCAGCACUUGGUCAGCACCAAACUGGAGGGGAAUGAAACACUAAAAGUUGUAGAACUCGACAGAAGAGUGAACGCCACCUUUUAAAGAGACCGUCGCCACCUCCCUCUAUCUCCUCACUCUACCUUUAUGUCUCCAAACCUCCUUUGUCAUAAGCUUUUCCUUUUUGCCACCUGAUCUUGACCAAAGACCUGGACGUGCAGUCAUGGCUCUGGAUACGAGGACAGCCUGGGAUUUCCACCCACGGUGAGAGAACGCCUCCCCCGGUCCCACGUCCCUCCCUGCAGAAGGGAGCCCGCUUCUCUCCCUCCCUGUUGCUUACUGCCAUAGGAAAUUAUCUUAGGGUCAGGGGUGGGGCGAGCAGGCUUGUUUCUACCGACAGUGCCAAAAAGAUACUGCCUGCUUCUCACCGGGGUGGGUGUGACCGCCUCUUUGAAGAAGAGCUGACGCUUGUUCAUUCAACUCGAGCCACAAAAAUACCAGGAUGCCUGUUGGAAUCUGGCAAAGCACCGACUGACGUCCUGCCUAUGCUCAGCCUGGGUCUCUCCUGCCGCUCUGCGCUGAGCCCCCGCUGACUCGUCCUCCGGCCCUGGAGCUGGAGCGAGGCGUCCCCUUCGUACUCUCAGGCCGCAAGUGCAAUGCCUGAAGGAAUCAGGCUUUUCUACUCCAGGCAAACCUGCCCCAUCAUGUUGCUUGUAGGAUUUCUCCACCAUCUGUGUCCCCACACGCCCCUAGUUCUGCCUCCUUGGCUUCUCCUCCCCAUUUGUAAAUAGUAUUUAUUAGCUCGCUGAGGCUUCCCUGGGCAACCACACUGAAGACAUCCGGACGCCUCCCUCCAAGCUAGAAAAGUCUUCUGUUGGCCUUUGGAGCGAGGAGGGCACCCUAGGCUCUGGGAUCCCCAAUCCUUCCAGGCCAUGUCUUGCUUUCUUUUCUUCUUUUUUUGCUGGAGCCCUAUAAUUAUAGUUGGGAAAUCUCCCUAAGCAUGUGUCCUCCUGUAGAAUGAACUCACAGGGAAAGAUGGAGCAGUGCCUCGCUCAGGUCUGGGGCUCUGUGGAUAGAUGCUUUUUCUGUCCCAUACCCAUAACAGGGAAGGGAAGCCCUGUCCCUGACAGCAGGCAUUUCAGACAACCCUGCUAGCUUGUCUUUCUCCACCUCCCCUGACACUUCUGCUUUCCCCCUUCUCUUCUGCCUCAACACAGGAGGUGAGCCUGAGGCCUGUUCCUGGGGUCAGAGUAGGUGACAUUUGUGUAUCCACAGUCUUACCCUUUAUAGUCAGGUUUGGCUACUUUGCAGCUCACCCAAAGAGACACGACCUAAUCCCCCAACCUACUCUUAUUUUUUUUAAUGAUUAAAAGUAACUUUUGUAG
Molecule: messenger RNA, 3240 nt
Organism: Delphinapterus leucas (beluga whale)
Lineage: Eukaryota; Metazoa; Chordata; Mammalia; Artiodactyla; Monodontidae
Gene: CREB3L2
Product: cAMP responsive element binding protein 3 like 2
Biological process (GO): regulation of transcription by RNA polymerase II
Molecular function (GO): DNA-binding transcription factor activity, RNA polymerase II-specific; cAMP response element binding
Source: RefSeq, a predicted model, not a curated record